CCAAAUUUAAUGAUAAUUGGUUUACAUGUUCGCCGUGUUGCAACUAUUGGAUACAGUACUUAAUAACCAAUGAUGAAGGUAUACCUGCUCGGCGCGCUUUUCCUGUUGGUUGUACACCAGGCGGCAGCACAGGGUCUAUUCGGAUCUAGAGCCGCCGGGGGUGGUGAGCCGGCUGAGGGAGCCGAGGGAGCAGGUGGAGCUGGCGGGGAGGGCGGCGGUACCAAUCCUGGUGGCAUUUUUUCGGCGCUUCUGGGUGGAUCGGCCGGUGGUGGCGGUGAAGGCGGAGAGGGCGGAGGUACCAAGCCUGGUGGCAUUUUUUCUGCGCUUCUGGGUGGAUCGGCCGGUGGUGGCGGUGAAGGCGGAGAGGCGGCAGAAGGAGGCGCCCCUGGCCCGCGCAAUCCGAUGCAAAACGUGUUGUUGGCGUACUUGAUGGAACAACGGAUGCAACGGAUGCAGCAAAUGCAGCAAAUGAAGCGCAUGCAGCAGAUUCAGAGGAUUCGGGAGGCGCAACGGAUGCUGCAGGGCCUUGCUAGAGGGGAUCCGUAUAACCAUGAUCACUUCUCUUGGGCUGGCGCACUAAUGCGCGCAUACGUACUCGACCGCGUGUUUGAACUUAUUGGCAGUGAGUGAAAGGAUGUGUUUGGCUCCUAAGCGACCGGUCACUUCCGGUGUCUGACUGUUUUAAACUAGCACCGGAUGUUCAUUUUUGUUUCAUGGAAAGUAUUGUUGCUUAAGAUGUCUCAUUUCGCAUAUUUGUUUAUUAAAAGGCUGUUUUAAGUCUUAAAUAACGAAAAUACAUACAGUAAUAUAAAGUUUAAAACUUACUUAAAUUGGUGCAGAACACAUCACAUUUAUGAUAAAUGGUUAGGUAUGUAUGACUUUGCACAAGACCUAUGUGUUAUGCGUUUCCAAUAAAUGAUGUACUUUAUAACUUGUAAUGUACACAUGAUUUUUUGUUUUUAUAGUUUUUGUCUAUUUCGAAAUGCAAAUAAAUAAAAAAAUAUUGAAACACACAA
This is a messenger RNA of Dreissena polymorpha, 1016 nucleotides long. RefSeq names its product holotricin-3-like. The record is from RefSeq and is a predicted model, not a curated record. Bases 70 to 630 code for a protein of 186 amino acids. The transcript is spliced from 3 exons. Lineage: Eukaryota; Metazoa; Mollusca; Bivalvia; Myida; Dreissenidae.